AUGGUUCCCGCACGUAACAACAUGUUUCUCGUUUGCGUGACUGUGGGGCUCGUCUUUCUAGCUUCGAAGUAUCGCAACAACGUGCUUCGUAGCGUAAAACAUCUGUACAAAAAUCUAAAGAGUCGAGAUAGCAGCAGGGAUAACGGCAAAUGUAAAGUUAAACGCGAGAAUACUGUUAAUAAUAGUAAUAAUACUAAUAAUGAUAAGGAAAACGACGACAAAAACGGAGUUAAGCUUAUAUUGGACAAGAUCAUCCUGGCGGACUCUCCAGAGAAAUGCGAUUACGCCGUACAACGUAUUCGCUGUAAUCUAUCCGGUGGCGUAUUGGGUUUUGAUUGCGAAUGGGUCAAGGAAGGACCCGUUUCCCUAUUACAGUUGGCCACUUACAAUGGAGUAGUUGCUCUAUUCCGCCUUGGGAAAAUCGGAUAUGUUCCGCCUAAACUAAAGGAACUGCUGGCUAGUAAGCAGAUUCUCAAAGUUGGGAUAGCUUCGUUCGAAGAUGGACAGAAGAUUGUCAAGGAUUAUGGUUGCAGAGUCAGUGGUACUCUCGAUUUGAGAAAUCUAUCCGAGACCCUCCGUCUACCGAGCCGAAAAAGCUUAGCUGCCAUGAGUUUAGAGUAUCUUAACAUUGAGAUGGACAAAAUAGUAGAAGUGAGAUGCGGGGAUUGGGACGUUGGCACUCUCUCCGACGAACAAGUGGCGUACGCCGCUUGUGAUGCACUUGCAUCUGUUAUCAUUUAUCACAAAAUAAGGCAGAAAGAGAUGCAAAAGUAUUCAUUAUGGCAAAGAUUAGGGAUUUAUUUAUGUAAUAUGUUGAAUAGUGAUGUAAACGUGCGGGUUCACGGCCUGCCUGCUGGAGUAGUUGAUACGAGGUACAGGGCUCAACGAUCACCAAGUACGGACAAUACAUGUAACAACAUUCCAAAUGUUGUCAAAAGGUCACCGAUAACCGAUAAGAACAAUAAUAGCAAUAUCGAACGAAAGAAUUCAAUACCGACAAGGAUCAAACCGUUGUAUCAUAAUUGUUACCUGCAAGCGCCUGAUGGAGAUAUAUUGUGUACCUGCGACCGCAAGAAAGCCGAGUGGUACAUCACGAAGAAAUUGGGCGAGCUUGUGUCGACAGAACCAUUUACAGUGAGAUUAAAUUUCGAGCCGUCUGGCCGAGCCUUGGGCGAAGUCGGCCAGUACUACACGCAAGUGAAGGUCAAUCAGUGCGUAGUCUGCGGAUGCACCGAUAAAUUCAUUCGAAAAAAUGUCGUGCCGCGGGAGUAUCGCAAAUAUUUCCCACUGGUGAUGAAGGCACAUCAGUCUCACGAUGUGCUGCUACUGUGCCCACCUUGCCAUGAGAUUAGUAACAGCCAUGAUCUGCAGCUCAGAAGAAAGCUAGCAGACAUGUGCGAUGCACCGUUGAUUGGGCCGCUCUCCCACGUGCGAGACAAAUACGUCAACAACUAUCGGAAACUGCAUUCAGCCGUCAAGGCGUUGAAUGAUACAGUAUCACUCCCUUCGGGGCGACGCGAGGAGUUCGAGAAUUUCGUACUGGAAUACACGGGGAAACAGAAGAUCACGCCAGAUCUACUGAGUACCCUGAACGAGCAGCUGAAGUCCACGCUGAUCCAACAGCCGCUUAAUCAGUGCAAAUAUCAGCCGCACGGAUUAAAGGUGGUGCAGUAUUUCCAACGACAGGAAGGUGGACUGAUUGAACUGGAGCGUAUGUGGCGGGAGCAUUUCCUUAUCACUAUGAAUCCGAAGCACUUGCCGAGUUUAUGGUCUGUACGUCACAACCAAGAGCGACUGAUCAUACGCCAGGCGCAAAAUCGGAUUGAACCACAGGAUGCGAAAGUAGCUGGUUUAACGAAGUAGAGCGCCGGCUUUUGAUGUUUAAUACAGAGUUUUAAUAACGAAAAGUGUCGUAUAAGAGCGACAACUUCAAAGACUUGUAUAAUAUCGAUAACUUGUAUAUAAUAUCUGCCGAAUAUACAUACAUGAAUAA
Molecule: messenger RNA, 1993 nt
Organism: Ooceraea biroi (clonal raider ant)
Lineage: Eukaryota; Metazoa; Arthropoda; Insecta; Hymenoptera; Formicidae
Gene: Exd2
Product: Exonuclease 3'-5' domain-containing 2
Biological process (GO): nucleobase-containing compound metabolic process
Cellular component (GO): cytoplasm; nucleus
Molecular function (GO): nucleic acid binding; 3'-5' exonuclease activity
Source: RefSeq, a predicted model, not a curated record